Molecule: messenger RNA, 444 nt
Organism: Erigeron canadensis
Lineage: Eukaryota; Viridiplantae; Streptophyta; Magnoliopsida; Asterales; Asteraceae
Exons: 5
Coding region: 1-444 (147 amino acids)
Molecular function (GO): protein binding
Source: RefSeq, a predicted model, not a curated record
AUGACUUUGGUCAGGCAAAGUCAAAGUCAAAGUGAUGACAAAUGGGAACACAAUCUUUAUGAACAAUAUGAUCCCCAAGUUUCAAGUACUGGAUCUUUGUCAGGAGGAGAAAGAGAUCUCCGUGAAAAGCUAUCCAGCAUGUCCCUUUCGCAGCCAGCGGUAUCUGCUUCAGCAAAGCCAAAGCCAGUAGCAGAGAAGAGUAAACCUGUUAGGAGAAGUGCUGCAGCUGAAGCUCAUGUAGCAGAGACUAAAAAGGUUGAUAGCACUGUUUCUAAGACACAAGUGGCUUUAGGCGUGGAGAGUUUCUUAAAGAUGCUGGAUCUUGAGGAGUAUUCCAGUAUAUUUGAAAGAGAGGAAAUUGGCAUGUCUCUUGUUCCAAUUAUGAAGGAUCGUGAUCUAUUAGCUAUAGGAAUCAAAGAAAAGGUUGGUUUAGAUUUUACAUGA